This is a messenger RNA of Fraxinus pennsylvanica, 339 nucleotides long. Lineage: Eukaryota; Viridiplantae; Streptophyta; Magnoliopsida; Lamiales; Oleaceae. The record is from the annotation of a GenBank genome assembly.
AUGCCUUGUCUUGAUAUUUCCACCAACGUUAACCUGGAUGGAAUCAACACAGAUUCAAUCUUUUCUGAACUCACAAAGGCUGUUUCUCAAAUCAUCGGAAAACCAGAAAAAUUUGUGAUGAUUCUGUUGAAAGGAUCUGUAGCCUUAACAUUUGGAGGGAAUAAGGAACCAGCAGCAUUGGCAGAAAUUGUAUCAAUGGGUGGCAUCAACACUGAAGUAAAAAGGAAGUUGAUUGCUACACUUGGUUUAAUCUUAGAGAACAAAUUGUAUAUUCCGAGAGCAAGAUUUGUCCUCAAGGUGUUUGAUACGACAACGGGGAGACAAAACUCCAAGCUUUAA